Molecule: messenger RNA, 7570 nt
Organism: Oncorhynchus mykiss (rainbow trout)
Lineage: Eukaryota; Metazoa; Chordata; Actinopteri; Salmoniformes; Salmonidae
Gene: mki67
Product: marker of proliferation Ki-67
Biological process (GO): regulation of chromosome segregation; regulation of mitotic nuclear division
Cellular component (GO): chromosome; nucleus
Molecular function (GO): protein binding
Source: RefSeq, a predicted model, not a curated record
UUUGCCAAGCGCAGUAAGGAACCGUCCACAUCUACACAUUAGCUAAAGAUAGGUAGGGCAAGAUAAAGAGAAACAGUUUUAGGAAGGUAAGGCGAGUCUUUUAAAACAAGGUUGAUGAUUUUAUCAAUCAUUGUUAUAGUCUAAUAAAGGGUAAAGUAUUAUCCUGUAGUUUAUGGACGACCAGCUGUUUUGAAGAAUAUUUGAACUGCCUCAGGUAAAGUUGAAUUCAAAAUGUCCCUGCACGGGAAAAUUGUUGUAAUCAAAAGGAGUGGCGGAGAUGGGACUGAGUUUCCUCUGACUGCAUCAUGCUUAUUUGGAAGGAAACCUGACUGCGACAUUCGCAUUCAACUUCCUCAUGUCUCCAAGGAGCAUUGCAGGAUUGAGUUGAAUGAAAAUAAAGAGGUUAUUUUAACUAAUUUGAGUUCAACGAACCCGACCCGUGUCAAUGGGGAGGUUUUUCAGCAGUCUGAACGAUUGAAACAUGGAGAUCUAAUCACAAUUAUUGACCGUUCUUUCAGGUUUGAAUACCCUCCAGCACCCACUCCAAAGAAAAAUCGAUAUUCUACUGCUAGCAAAAGUGAAACUCCUCAGGUUUUACAUGAAACCCAAGCAAGGGAUACCAGCGCUAAAGAUGGAACCAACACUUCUGAUGUCAAACCCAAGGAGGAUGGUCUUGGACAGAACAAGCCAAGCUCCCCUUUCUGUGAGCUGUACCAAAUGUUCAAACAAGAUCUGGAUUCCAAGACUCCAAAGAAAGCACUUGGAACACCUGCUUCGAGGCUUUGCCCACAGAACCCUAUCUCAACCAGGAAAGUGGAUGGGGCGUCUGUCAUUUCCACACCCAAGAAGGCGGAGACUGAAAAUGUGUCACCUGUCCCUGGGGUGACUCCAAAAUCAGCUCAGAAGAAGCGAAAGUCCCUCAAAGGUCGGGUUGUUGAGGGGAAUGUGCCAGUCGAAGAUUUCAUCCAACUGCCUCCCUCUAUUCUUGAAACUCCCAAAGGUAAAAGGCGUUCUUCAAAGUCCAUAACACCCACCACUGUUGAAGAAAAAUCCGCCCCUGUUUCUCAGAGGAAAAGUCACCUGGCAACCCCCGAGAAGUUCACUGCUAGUGAAGUGGCUGGGCAGAUUUCUGAGUGUCCGACUGCAGAAAUCCUUACGACCCCCACUCGGAGGAGGAGCAGGGAAGCCACUCCUAUCAAAUCUUUGAUAACUGGGGUAGAACCACCUGCUGAUGCUUUCAUCUCAAACCAAGAGCAGAUCGUACUAACUGAGAAUUCCACGCCAAGUACUCCUAAGACCGAGCAUUCCCGCUCUCCAAGGCCUGCUGGGGAAAAGCUUCAAGCCCAGGAUGUGCUUUGUGAGCUGGAGGUGACUACACCCAUCAAUGUUAAACAGUCGUCUGCUAAGAAACGGAAGAGUGGAGACCUUGAAACUGAAUUUCCAACACCUCUGUGCAAGAGGAAAAGGGUUUCAUUUGGAGGUCAUUUGGAGCCGGAACUGUUCGAUAAACGUCUUCCUCCUGACUCCCCACUAUGCAAAGGUGCCACUCCUGGACGGCGAAGCUUGUGUGCCCCCAAAAUGAAACAGUCACUGCUCAGGAGAGCAUCUGCAAUUGGUCUGAUAAAGGAGCAUGAACAAUCUGCCCCAGAGAGUCUUGGCGUGAAAGGAAGUCCAGGAAAGAAGGCGACUCCCUCGCCUGCCAAGAAGUCGCCGAAGGCAUCUCCCAAGACUCCCUCGCCUGCCAAGAAGUCGCCGAAGGCAUCUCCCAAGACUCCCUCGCCUGCCAAGAAGUCGCCGAAGGCAUCUCCCAAGACUCCCUCGCCCGCCAAGUCUCUGAAGGCAUCUGCCAAGACUCCCUCGCCCGCCAAGUCUCCGAAGGCAUCUGCCAAGACUCCCUCGCCCGCCAAGUCUCCGAAGGCAUCUGCCAAGACUCCCUCGCCCGCCAAGUCUCCGAAGGCAUCUGCCAAGACUCCCUUGCCCGCCAGGUCUCCGAAGGCAUCUGCCAAGACUCCCUCGCCCGCCAAGUCUCCCUCGCCCGCCAAGUCGCCGAAGGCAUCUGCCAAGACUCCCUCGCCCGCCAAGUCGCCGAAGGCAUCUGCCAAGACUCCCUCGUCUGCCAAGAAGUCACCAAAAGCUAAAACGCCAUCUCCAGGUAAAGAGAAGACCCCAAAAACCGCUGUCAAGACUCCAUCUCCUGCUCGAAGAAAGUCUGCAUUAAAAGAUGAAUCUCAAACACCCAAGGCUGGGAAAACUCCCAAGACCCCUGCAAGUUUGCCAUCGGCCAACACGACACCCACCAUGCAAGGCCGGUUCUCAGUGUCCCUCGUCAGCACCCCAUCACCCACCGCAGACCAGGACUCUGUCCUACAGCCGUCUGUCACUGUAACGCCUCGUGUUCCCUUGAGGCGAACGACAAUGUCGUCUACCUCGAAGACGACACAGAAAAGCACAUUGAAAAAUUCCCUUCAAGUCAUCCGUAGAAGAAGUGGUGUUUCUCGGGCAUCUAUGAAAGUUGUGAAUUCCUGGGCUGACAUUGUGAAGUUUGGCCAGACCAAGACCCAAGCUGUUAUCCCAACCAAGAAAACCACCCGAGUGACUAAGACGAAGACUGUUGUACCAAAACCGAAGACACCUGUGAGGAAACUCAUAGGACAUGUCAGCACUGGUCAUGCAGAUUCACCUGUGACCAUUGUUGUGGGCAAAGCUCACAGGCUGAAAGCCAUUCAGCCAAGUGGGGCCGCCCCAAAGCUUGUCCACAACAUGGCUGUGCUAAAAAAGAACAUGAGAAUGGAUGAGGAUUUGUCAGGCAUUGCAGACAUUUUCAAGACCCCUGCUAGGCAGAGGAAGUCUGUGGUCAAUGUGCAGAGUGCCCUCAAGACCCCCCUGAGAGCCCAGUCUACAUCUAUGAUUGAAUCAUCAGUGAUGAAUACCCCAGAGGAGACUGGUGAAAUGGUGGUGUCUCCACUUGUUGUUUCUACUGCUAAACGGGGCGCGUACAACAGCGAUGCAGUCACUAGACUCCUUCGGGAUGGUCAAGAAUCCAGUUUCAUCACGGAGGAAGCUGAUGACUCCCGUACCACACAAAAUGAGAUUCUUGCCUUAGAGAUGUCUUCAGAGGAAUCGAAGGAAGAACAGCGGCCAGAAUCAAAAAAAUCUAUUUCGACUCCCAAACAGAAGAAACCCGAACAACCCGAGUGUCUCACUGGAGUGAAGAGGAUCAUGAAGACCCCAAGACAGAAGGUGCAACCCAUUGAAGACCUCAGAGGAAAACUGAUGACAACUCCAAGAGGGCCUAAGGCUUCUCAGGAAGUAAGCUUAGUUGGUGUAAAGGAACUCCUGACCACCCCCAAACAAAUCGCUGAACCUGUUGAAGAGAUGUCUGGUAAAGUCCAAGAUGACAACGUCCACAGCGAGACAAAAGAGAUUCACGGCGACGCUAUUUCUCCUAAAUGCCUCUCAGGUAACGUUGAAUUCCAAAUGCCCCUGUACGGGACAAUAGUUGUAAUCAAAAGGAGUGGUGGAGAUGGGACUGCGUUUCCUCUGACUGCAUCAUGCUUAUUUGGAAGGAAACCUGACUGCGACAUUUGCGUUAAACUUCCCGAAGUAUCCAAGAAGCAUUGCAGGAUUGAGUUGAAUGAAAAUAACGAGGUUAUUUUAACUAAUUUGAGUUCAACGAACCCGACCCGUGUCAAUGGAGAGAUUUUGCAGCAGUCUGAACAUUUAAAACAUGGGGAUCUAAUCACAAUUAUUGACCGUUCUUUCAGGUUUGAAUACCCUCAAGCACCCACUCCAAAGAGAAAUAGAUCUUCUAAACAGAACACUCCAAGAGGGCCUAAGGCUCUUCAGAAAGUAAGCUUAGAUGUUGUGAAGACCCCCAAGCAUGUCGCUCAACCUGUUGAAGAAAUUUCUGGUGACGCCCAAGAGAUUCCUGAUGCCAUGACAACCGAGGCAGUGGAAGAGCUUGCUGCUGCUCUUGCUGAGGCAGUGGAGGAAGAACAACCUGCACCUCUUGCUGAGGCAGUGCAGGAGGUAGAAGAGCCAGUUUCUGCACCUGCUGAGGCAGUGGAGGAAGAACAACCUGCUCUUCUUGCUGAGGCAGUGCAGGAGGUAGAAGAGCCAGUUUCUGCACCUGCUGAGGCAGUGGAGGAAGAACAACCUGCUCUUCUUGCUGAGGCAGUGCAGGAGGUAGAGACCGUUUCUGCACCUGCUGAGGCAGUGCAGGAGGUAGAGACCGUUUCUGCACCUGCUGAGGCAGUGCAGGAGGUAGAGACCGUUUCUGCACCUGCUGAGGCAGUGCAGGAGGUAGAAGAGCCAGCUUUUGCACCUGCUGAGGCAGUGGAGGAAGAACAACCUGCUCCUCUUGCUGAGCCUGUUGCUGCACCUGCUGAGGCAGUGAGGAUGGCACAUCUUGACAGUGAAGAGCCUUCUGUUCCAGUAAAAGGUAGAGUAAAGAAAACUGAGGGGAUUGUGCCACCACCUGCUAGAGGGAGAUCGGCAAGGUGUAAUGAGACCAGUAGCGUUGAGGCACCAGCAGAAACUAUGGACUCUGUGGAUGUCCAGGAGAAAAUGGCAGUUGACCCAGUUCCUGCUGAAAAGCUCAAGAGAGGAAGAAAGGCCAAACAGGCUUCUGUAGAGAGAGUUGAAUCAGUGCAGGAGAACGCUGUUGAAAGUGAGAGUGCUGAAAUUCCUCCAAUUGAGGACCAGCAGCCAACUUCUGAUGUCCCUGUGGAGAAACCCAGAAGAGGAAGAAAGGCCAAACAGGCUUCUGUAGAACAAGUUGAAACCGUGUUGGAGAACACUGAAGCUAUGAGUGUUCCUGUCACUGAGACGUUUGAGGCCCAGACUCCAGUCGUUAGGUCUGAGAGAGGAAGAAAGCCUAAACAGGAUUCAGUAGAAGUUGAAGCGGGGGUUCUUGAAAUUCCUCCAAUUAAGAUUGUGGAAGCCAAGGAGAUGCCUGCUAGUGUUCCUGUUGAGAAACCACAGGCAAGAGGAAAACGGGGUAAACAGGAAUCUGAAGAAGCCAAAACAGAAGAAAAUGUUGUGGCGGUUGAUAUUCCUACAGAAGAGGUGGAGGCCUCAGUCCUGUUUGCAAAACCCAUAAGAGGAAGAAAGACUAAGCAGGAGCCUGUAGAUCAAGUGGAGUCUGUGAGUGUUGAAACUCCCAUUGAACAAGUUGAGGCCCAGGAGCAGGCCACUGUGGCUCCAGUUGAGAAACCCAAAAGAGGGGGAAGAAAGACUAAGCAGGCUUCUGUAGAGCAAGUUGAAGAUCACCCUGUUGAUUCUCUGACUGUUGAACUCCAGGAGCAGACUACUGUGGCCCCAGUUGAGAAACCCAAAAGAGGGGGAAGGAAGACUAAGCAGGCUUCUAUAGAGAAAGUUGAGCCUGUUGCGGAUCACCCUGUUGAGUGUCUGACUGUUGAACUCCAGGAGCAGACUACUGUGGCCCCAGUUGAGAAACCCAAAAGAGGGGGAAGGAAGACUAAGCAGGCUUCUGUAGAGCAAGUUGAAGAUCACCCCGUUGAGUCUCUGACUGUUGAACUCCAGGAGCAGACUACUGUGGCCCCAGUUGAGAAACCCAAAAGAGGGGGAAGGAAGACUAAGCAGGCUUCUGUAGAGAAAGUUGAGCCUGUUGAGGAUCACCCUAUUCAGUCUUUGACUGUUGAAGCCAAGGAGCAGACCACUGUGGCUCCAGUUGAGAAACCCAAAAGAGGGGGAAGGAAGACUAAGCAGGCUUCUGUAGAGCAAGUUGAGCCUGUUGAGGAUCACCCUGUUGAGUCUCUGACUGUUGAAGUUGAAGCCCAGGAGCAGACUACUGUUGCCCCAGUUGAGAAACCCAAAAGAGGGGGAAGAAAGACUAAGCAGGCUUCUGUAGAGCAAGUUGAAGAUCACCCCAUUGAGUCUCUGACUGUUGAAGCCAAGGAGCAGACCACUGUAGCUCCAGUUGAGAAACCCAAAAGAGGGGGAAGAAAGACUAAGCAGGCUUCUGUAGAGCAAGUUGAGCCUGUUGAGGAUCACACCGUUGAGACUCUGACUGUUGAGCUCCAGGAGCAGACUACCUUGGCUUCGGUUGAGAAACCUAAAAGAGUGGGAAGAAGGACUAAACAGGACCCUGGGUGUGUCGUCCCGCCAGUAUCCACAGAGACUCCGGAGGAAACAUCUGCUCCCCCUACAGAGAAACCUAAAAGAGGAGGAAGAAGAGCAAAGCAGCAGAAGGUUCCUGAAGUGGUGGAAGUUGAGAACAUGGUAGUGCAGGAGGUCCACCUUCCUGCACAAACUGAGGUUGAUGCUAGACCAGAGCGUGAAGAGGCUGUUGCUGAUGCUGAAGAACUGCUGGAAGCUCCGGUUGUCAAACCAGGAUGGAGAAGGAAGGCAAAAGCCGUUGUGAAGGAUGAAGUGCCUGCCAAGCGAGCACGCAGAGGAGCAGCUGAUUCCACAAAGGUGCCCACUGUUGCAGAAGCAACUGUGGAAGUUCCAUCUGAGCCUGUCAAGCGAGGUAGAAGGGCAGCUAAAUCCAAAGUCUCUGCAGAUGAAACCACCAUUGCAGCCGAGAGCACUCCGUUGGAGGCUGAGGUUAUGACUGCUGUGGUUAGAAGAGGAAAAGCCCCUAAAAAGGGAAAUGCUGUUUCUGAAACGACCUCUGACCAGGCAAAUUCUAUUGAAGGCAUGGAAACCAUUGACGAAGACUCAAAGACCUCAAAAUCUGUGAAUUGGAAACCUGAUUUGGAAGUUACAUACAAGGUCACCCCUCUUCCUAAACAGAAGACAUCCAGACGGAAUGAUACUGUUCCUGUUACUAAGGUUGAAGAACAGCCUGAACGGAGUGAAGAACAGCAGGUUGUGAAGACAGUGCGAGGGAGAAGAGCAAGAUCUUACGUCGCGGUCAAAGAGGAGACCGUACAAUCAACACCCUCAAAAAGGGCACGCCAUAGCAACAUAGAGACCUCUGCUGCUGAAGCCACGGUCCCCAUUUCAAAGCCAGUAAAUGAAAGAAAUGCAGCAAGAUCUAUGACAACUGAAGAGGCAGAUCUCUCUGAUAAAGCUGUUCCAAAGGAGCCUGUCAAGAAAACAAGACGAGCAGCAAAGUCUACUGCAGCAGCUCCCGUUGAGGCCACGAGCACUACUCCUGCUGUCCCGGAGGGAGAGACCAUCCCCGAUGCCACAGUUGUGGCUGCUACAAAAGGAAGAGGUAAAGCGACAAAAGGAAAAACGGUAUCUCAGGAAAUUGACAUUGAGCAAAGUACUGAGUCGGAGCAGCCGUGUAAGCCCCGCAGAGGGAGAGCAGCAAGAAAAUAGAGCUUAGGCAGUCAUAGAUUUUUUGUUUUUAAUGCUUUGUUAUAGAAAUGCUAAUGCUCAACUUAUUAUUUUUUUGUACUUGCCUGGAGUUACAGAUGUAUAAUUGAAGUGAAGGCCAGUGCUUUACAAUAUUAUUCUGAUUUUUGGUCUUAAUUGUGGUUAGUUUUGCUACAUUCUCUGAAUAUUUUUUUACAUUUUUAAAUCAUUUGUAUGGUGUUCUAUUUAGACUGAAAAUAGUUUGGGGGAAAUGAUUCAUAUUAAAAAUCAAAAAAAUUAA